UCUUUCCGGCGUCUUCAAGCCCUUGCGAAAAACUUUAUUGACAAAGCUGCCAGGGAACGGACAGCGGACGCAGCCACGGGGCUGACGCCAAGCUGAAUGGGGCAGGUGGGCUCAUGCUAGGAGCUAGGAGCGUGGCUUUGCUUUGUCCUACGGUGGUCAUUUCACAGUCCAUCCUUCUGCCCCUUCACCCCACUCCCUCCAUUCGAGCCGAGUCUCUUUCAAGAUCACUGGUCAGAAAUUUUUAGAGAAAACAAUUUCACAAAACUCCAAUGACUUUGGCGGUAAGGUCCCACAGGAAUGACAAGCCACUCCCUCACGUUUCUGACCCCCGUUGGAAAGGUCAUCUGGGAUUCCUAUUGCUUUCUUGACCUUAAAUCUAAGAUUCAGCAGGGCGGGGCCUGCCCCUUUAAUCUGGGCCCCACCUGCUCCGGUCAGACUGGUUUGGAGACCGAGGUAAAGGGAGGGAGACCAGAGGAAUACUUGCAGAGCCAGCAGGGAGCUGAGCAGCUCCUUCCAGGACCCUGUGGGGACCCUGUGCCUCUCUCCAGAUGGAAAAAGGGGCUCAAGCCCAUGAUGCCAGCUGCCCUGGAGAGAUCCAGUCUGUCAACCCAUCCUAAGGGCCCGAGGAUGGAGCUUCUGACAGAGCUCUCCUGUUAACCACCAGGGUGACAUGACCGCACGGUAGACCCCACAACUGAGGCCCCAGGAUGACAGAACCCGAGACCAUGGCCCUGUUGGAAGUGAAGGGGCCGGAGGCCCAGGAGAAAAGCCUACCCCAGGCCUUGGUCCCCAAUGGCCGGCAGCCAGAAGGAGAAAGUGGGGCCGAGCCCCCUGGCGCUGAGCCCUCCAGAGUGGGGUCUUCAGCUGGGUCUCCCGCAGCUGGAGAGGGGACGGAGGAUGGUCUGGACAGCACAGUAAGCGAGGCUGCCACCUUGCCCUGGGGGACUGGCCCCCAGGCCAGUGCUCCGUUCCCGGACCCCCCCGGCUGGCGGGACAUUGAGCCUGAGCUUCUGGAGUCGGAGCCACCCAGCAAGCCAGAGGAGUUGUCCGAUGAUGACGUCGACCUGAUGCCUGAGAAGGCGCCCCGGGCCUUCGUGCCCAUUGACCUGCAGUGCAUCGAGCGGCGACCCCAGGAGGACCUCGCUGUGCGCUGUGAGGCCGGCGAGGCUGAGCGCCGCCGGACCUUUCUGCCCACCAGAGCCACCCCCCCUGAGCCCUCAGAGUGCAAGUGGGCCGAGGCUGCGGUGAGGCCGCCGGGCCGCUCCUGUGGGGGCUGCAGCAGCUGCGGGGGCCAUGAGGGGCUGAGGGCCGUGGCCUCCGUGGCAGCCGCCCUCGUCCUCUUCCCCUGCCUGCUGUACGGGGCGUACGCCUUCCUGCCCUUUGAUGCCCCUCGGCUGCCCACCAUGAGUUCCCGCCUCGUCUACACGCUGCGCUGCGGGGUCUUCGCCACCUUCCCCAUCGUGCUGGGCCUCCUGGUGUACGGGCUGAGUCUGCUGUGCUUUUCUGCCCUGCGGCCCUUUGGGGAGCCCCGGCGGGAGGUAGAAAUCCACCGGCAGUAUGUGGCCCAGUCGGUCCAGCUCUUCAUCCUCUACUUCUUCAACCUGGCCGUGCUUUCCACCUACCUGCCCCAAGACACCCUCAAACUGCUCCCUCUGCUCACGGGCCUCUUCGCCAUCUCCCGGCUGAUAUACUGGCUGACCUUCGCCGUGGGCCGCUCCUUCCGAGGCUUUGGCUACGGCCUGACGUUCCUGCCCCUGGUGUCCAUGCUGGUGUGGAACCUCUACUACAUGUUCGUGGUGGAGCCCGAACGCAUGUUCACCGCCACGGAGAGCCGCCUGGACUACCCCGACCACGCCCACUCCGACUACAGGCCCCGCCCCUGGGGCUGAGCCGCCCCGCCCCCGCCCCCAGCCUGGAACCUCGGCGGGACCAACCUGCCGCUGCGGGGACAGGGUCCCAUCCUGUCAGGGCUCGGGCUGUCCCCCGCUCCCCCCAGCCGGGGCCGCCCUUCGCCUUUGGAGCCCGGGGUAGUCAUGCGGGAGGGACGCGGGCCGUUUUCUUGCAGGGGAAGGGGUUGGACAGCCUUGUCCCUGAAGGAUGCUGAGGGCACGGGGCCAGGACCCACAAGGAAGCAGGGCUCCGACCACGGCCACUAGGGCCCACCAGUGCCUGGCUCUGCUCCUCUGCAGCCUCCUGUGGGGCAGACCCACAGCCCAAACUCGGACCAUUUCUGUGCGGGUGCUCUAAGCAGAGGGUCUCAAGAAGACUGGCAGUUCUGCUCGUGCCUAGAGAAAGGCCGGCGGCAGAUCAAAUAGGACUUGCAUGCUGGGUAAAAACCUGCUGGGGGUUUGGGUUCAGGACCCACCACGACGGGCCCUCAAGGCCCUUUAGCCUCAGACAAGACUAUUAAAGCUGCCCCUGCCUGGA
Messenger RNA from Hipposideros armiger (great roundleaf bat), 2427 nucleotides. It is a transcript of the gene TMEM79, whose product is annotated as transmembrane protein 79. The coding region runs from base 708 to 1889 and encodes 393 amino acids. The record is from RefSeq and is a predicted model, not a curated record. Lineage: Eukaryota; Metazoa; Chordata; Mammalia; Chiroptera; Hipposideridae. Gene Ontology annotation, cellular component: trans-Golgi network membrane; lysosomal membrane. The transcript has 5 exons. Gene Ontology annotation, biological process: regulated exocytosis.